Molecule: messenger RNA, 4560 nt
Organism: Alosa sapidissima (American shad)
Lineage: Eukaryota; Metazoa; Chordata; Actinopteri; Clupeiformes; Clupeidae
Gene: nolc1
Product: nucleolar and coiled-body phosphoprotein 1
Exons: 15
Coding region: 53-3496 (1147 amino acids)
Cellular component (GO): nucleolus; nucleoplasm
Molecular function (GO): protein binding
Source: RefSeq, a predicted model, not a curated record
AUGAAGCUAGCCUACUGCAUUGCAGAACGAAUGCUCAUCCGAUCGUGGAAAGAUGGCGGCGGAGAGCUCAGUACCCAGCGAUCUGUUCCAGCACAUAUAUUCAUUUUUAUUGGAGAAUAAAUUCUCAAAGGCAGCAAAGGAGUUCCUUAAACAGUCUAAAGUGAAACCCCAGGACCAAAAUGAAGAAAGCCUCGUUGACAUCUUCAAUUUCUGGGUGAAAUCACCUGAAGCGAAGAAGCGCAAGGCUGUUACUAAUGGUCCUGAGGCACCCAAUGGUCCUUCAGCCAAGAAGGCCAAGAAGGAUGCAGAGAGCUCCAGUGAGGAGGAAUCGAGUGAUGAAGAUGAGGCACCCCCAGUGAAAACACCACCUGCAGCAGCUCCAGCCAAGCCUGCAGCAGCUAAGGCAGAGUCCAGCAGCAGCGAGGAUUCCAGCGACUCUGAGGAUGAAGCAGAUGCGAAAACUCCUGCAAAGAAAGUGGUUGCUGCUCCCUCUCCCGCCCCCACCGCGUCACCAGCUGUGGCGGGCCGGAAGAAGGACGCCAGCUCCAGCAGCGAAGAGUCUGACUCUGAAGAUGAAGCUCCAGCUAAGCCAGCAGCAGCUGCCCCUCCGAAGGCCGCGGCUGCUGCACCUAAGACGGCAGCUAAGAAGAAACCGGAGAGCAGCAGCAGUGAGGACAGUUCCAGCGACUCUGAAGACGAGGAACCAGCUAAGGCCCCUGCUAAACCCGCAGCGCCAGUGAAGACCCCUCCUGCCAAGCCUGCCGCCCCAGUAGAGUCCAGCAGUGAGGACGAGUCCUCUUCAGACGAGGAGGCGGCCCCUCCCAGCAAGAAACCCAAAGCCGGGCAGUACAGUGCUGUACCUCCCCCGUCUGCUGUAAAGACUAACUCCACCCCAGCGGGGGGCAAGAAGGCCCCAGCAAAGGAGGAGUCCUCUGACAGCAGUGAGGAUAGUAGUGAUGAGGAGGAGGAGGAGAAGGCACCUGCUGCUGCCACCAAGACACCUCCACCUAAGCCUGCUGCUGCUGCUGCUGCUGCUGCUGCUGCCGCUGCCAAGAAAGAGGAGUCCAGUUCAGAUUCUGACUCCAGCUCUGAGGAUGAGGAAGAGCCAAAGGUUGCUGCUAAAGCGGCUCCAGCAGCAGCUGCCCCGGCAGCCAAAACCCCACCCGCUAAAGCCGCCCCUGCAGCUGAGGAAGAGUCCUCCUCCUCCAGCUCAGAGGACGAGGAAGAAGCUCCGCAAAAAGCUCCGAAAAAGCCUGCAGCCAAGGCUGCCGCCGCCCCAGUGAAGGCUCCUGCGGCUAAGGAAGACUCAUCGGACAGCUCCAGCUCAGAGGAUGAGUCCGAGGACGAGGCUCCCCCCGCUAAGGCCACUCCGGCUAAGGCUGCUCCCACUAAGACUACUCCAGCGAAGGCAGCAGCCCCAGCGGCAGAGGAAGACUCUUCAUCGUCCAGCUCUGAGGAUGAGGAGGAGGAAGCUCCAGCAGCUAAAGCAACCCCUGCCAAGGCCACUCCGGCUAAGGCUGCUCCCGCUAAGACUACUCCAGCGAAGGCCGCAGAGGAAGACUCUUCAUCGUCCAGCUCUGAGGAUGAGGAGGAGGAAGCUCCAGCAGCUAAAGCAACCCCUGCCAAGGCCACUCCGGCUAAGGCUGCUCCCGCUAAGACUACUCCAGCGAAGGCCCCAGCUGCAGAGGAAGACUCUUCAUCGUCCAGCUCUGAGGAUGAGGAGGAGGAAGCUCCAGCAGCUAAGGCCACCCCUGCCAAGGCCACUCCGGCUAAGGCUGCUCCCGCUAAGACUACUCCAGCGAAGGCCCCAGCUGCAGAGGAAGACUCUUCAUCGUCCAGCUCUGAGGAUGAGGAGGAGGAAGCUCCAGCAGCUAAGGCCACCCCUGCCAAGGCUACUCCGGCCAAGGCCACCCCAGCUAAAGCUCCUGCCCCUGCUGCUGCUGCAGAGGAGUCUUCCUCUUCUGACAGCUCGGAGGAUGAGGAAGAGGAGGCACCAGCUAAGGCCACCCCAGCUAAGGCCACCCCAGCUAAGGCCACCCCAGCUAAGGCCACCCCAGCUAAGGCCACCCCAGCUAAGACCACCCCAGCUAAAGCUGCACCAGCAAAGAAAGAGGAUUCAUCAAGUUCAGACUCUGACAGCUCUGAAGAUGAGGCCCCAGCUGUACCGGCAGCAGCUAAACCUCCAGCCAAGCCUGCAACAGUCCCAGCAGCAGCCGCCAAGGCAGCGGAGAGCAGCUCGGACUCGGACAGUGACAGUUCUGACGAAGAGGAACAGCCAGCGGCUAAGAAGCCUGCAGCAGCUGCUGCUGCUCCCCCACCCGUGAAGGCUGCCACCCCACCCGCUAAAGCAGCAGAAAGCAGCUCGGACUCUGAUAGCGACAGCUCUGACGAGGAGGAGGAACCCGCUAAGUCAGCAGCAGCAGCUCCACCUGCGAAAGCUACGCCGGCCAAGGCAGCCGCUCCACCUGCUAAAGCCACGGAAAGCAGCUCCGACAGCGACAGCUCCGACGAAGACGAGGAGCCGCCGGCCAAGAAGCCAGCAGCAGCCGCCGCAACCCCACCGGCAAAACCCACGCCUGCGAAGGCGGCCGCUCCACCGGCCAAAGCGGCCGCAGCGGAGAGCAGCUCCGAUUCUGACAGCUCGGACGAGGAGGACGAAGCCCCUGCUGCGAAGAAGCCAGCGACUCCUGCAGCGAAAACGCCACCCGCCCCCACCGCGCCGAAGGCAGCCGCGGCAGAGUCCAGCAGCAGCGAGGAGGACAGUUCCAGCGACGAGGAGGAGGCAAAGGGCAAGCCUGCUGCUGCUGCUACUGCCAGCAAUGGAAAACCAGCGCCGGCAAAGACUCCUCCGGCCGCCGCCCCAGUAGCCAAAACCCCCGCCAACAAGGCGGAGUCCUCCUCCAGCGAUGACAGCUCCGACGAGGAAGAGGCAGUGGCUAAGCCAGUGGCUGGAACUCCGGCUGCCAAAAGCACACCUAAACCUGCAGCGACGCCCGCGGCCAAGGAGGAGAGCAGCUCGUCCGACAGCUCAUCUGAGGAUGAGGAAGAGGAGGCCAAGACGCCAAAGACGGCCGCCACUCCUAAGACCCCAGCAGUGACACCCAUCACUAAUGGCACAAAUGGCAAAAGGACAAGAGAAGAGGGAGAUGAGGAGGAGGAGGAGGAGGAGGAAGAUGAAUCAGCAGCAAAGACGCCCCAAAUAAAAAAACUGAAGACCUCCACUCCCCACUCAUUUCCUAAGGUCAAUAAAAAGAAUGCCAGUGUUCCCUUCAGAAGAAUACGAGAAGAGGAGAUUGAAGUGGACCCUCGAUUGGCAGACAAUUCCUUUGAUGCAAAGAGCGGAGCUACUGGCGACUGGGGCCAGAAGGCCAAUAACGUGCUCAAAUUCACCAAAGGCAAGUCGUUCCGCCACGAGAAGACCAAGAAGAAGCGUGGCAGCUACGUGGGCGGCGCCAUCUCCACUGCUGUCCACUCCAUCAAGUUUGACAGUGACUGAAAGCCUCGCGGUUCCCCUCCCCCCCUCCCCUGGACGUCUCGGUUGAACUCGGCUCCGCCCCCUACAGCUCUUAGCUAGGACUGUCUAAGUUGGCUGACCCCCCCCACACCCCAACAAGACUUCUCCACACGCAACCUUCUUCUCCUCCUCCCCCUCACUCUCCCCCAGCAAGCACCUCAAGCUGGUACGUGGCUAGCUGGUCUCGCUCUUGCUCUGCAGUUUGACCGGUGAGGCAGGACCACUGCCGUGUAAUGGCGAGGUGGGCACGGGCAGCGCUGCAGUGGACAGGCUCCGAGGGCUGCUGGGCAGUAGUGCUUCCACGCAUGCAGGGUGUUUGGCCUUUCCGGUGACUUACCAGCUGGCUGCAGUAACGGCUCUUGCCCACCAGAUGGAGUCAGAAGGACACUUAAAGAUAGCGGUUUGAAUGAUGUUGAAUAGAUGGUUGGAUUUUUCUUUUCUUUUUUUUCUUUCUUAAACGUAACUUAGCCCCUGGGAAUCUUGGAUAGUCUUGCUUGAAUGGAAAGAUUUAAUUUUAUACAAGUUUGUUAUGGAUGUUGGUUUGUGCUCAAUUUCAUUUCAAGGGUUAAUGUAUGUCAAUGUUUUUGCUUGUACAUUGAUUGUACUGUUUUGUCAGCAUUCUCAUUUUGGUUUGGUUAGAGAAUAUUUUACUACAAUGUGAAGAUCAGCUAACUGUGUUUCUGUUGAAGAUAAAACUAAUUUGGGUCUCAAUGACUACCCCACAGGAGCAAACUGUUUCUGUUUUACGUACUGUAUAUAUUUAUAAGUCUGCUUGCCUAUCAUGGGUAUAGUUGUAUUCACUGUACACCUCCAGAAGCCAUACGUUUGCUACACAUAGAUUUGACAACUCUAGCAGAGGUCAGUUCUUGGACACCAACUAACUACCCUGUACAAGCACAUCUUGAUAAUGAGCCAUCCCCUUACUAUGGACCUACUAAGCCUUUUUAUUUCGAUACAAACUAUUUUACUGACAACUACAGUGUUGUAUUAUCUCUUACUUUCUCUUGCUAGUCAUCAUCAAUUAAAGGCGAAAGAAAGAAACUUCA